Molecule: messenger RNA, 1481 nt
Organism: Closterium sp. NIES-65
Lineage: Eukaryota; Viridiplantae; Streptophyta; Zygnematophyceae; Desmidiales; Closteriaceae
Source: the annotation of a GenBank genome assembly
AUGGCAUCUGCCUUUAACGCGUACAAGCACGACAAGGCCCUGCAGGCGGCACACCAGAAGCAGCUCAAGGCGCUCCUCCGCGAGCCGGGCAACGAGUCGUGCGCCGACUGCGGCGGCCGCUUCCCACGCUUCGCGUCGGUGUCGCUGGGCGUGUUUCUGUGCAACCGGUGCUACGGCAUCCACCGCGGCAUCGGCGUGCACGUGACGCGCACCAAGUGCGUCGAGCUCGACGCGUGGAGCCCCCGCGAGGUCGCCGCCAUGCGCGCCUUGGGCAACCGCCGCGCCGCCGCCAUCUGGCACGAUCUCUUCAUGCUACCUUUUCCCCCUGUGUUCUCUUCCCCCCCUCUCUUCCUUUCCCCCUCCCUCCCGCCCGUCUCUUCUCCCCCUCGCUCCUCUUUCUCUUGUACCCUUGUCCGCAAUCUCCACCAUUUCUUGCCCAUAUCCGCUGCUCUGUGGUCCCUCCCUCCACUUCCACCCCUUGUAUCCCUCUCCGCUCCCCUUCUCCCCACUUUCUCUCACACCACACGUGCUGAAUCCACCCGUCACCCUGCCAACCAGGGUAAGAGCCCCCACAUGAGUGUCAAUAAAUGCCUUGUGGUGCACCGCACAAGUCCGCUCGCUGCUGCUGCCACUCCUCCCUUGCUGCAUGCUCCCUGCCACCUGGAGCGACAGCGCACACAUCACAUGAGCGCCAGUGGAUUCGUUGGGGGCUCCUCCACAGUGCUCUCGAUACUUCCCCUCUAUCCCUCCCCCACCACACGCACCGUGCCAGUGGGGGUGAGGGCGGCCACAUGGGUGUCACAGCUGCCGUUGAGGAUCUUCCAAUGCCCAUACGCUACUCCUACCCCCCCCCCCCUCGACGCAGGCUCGCUGCCAGCGGGAGUGAGGGCGCCCACGUCAGCCUUAUCAGAUGCGGAGGUGGAGCGGUGGAUUCGAGACAAGUACGAGCGUCGCCUCUAUUACAACCCCGCUGCUGCUGCUGCUGCCACUUCUGCCACUCCUGCUCCCUCUCCCCCUGCUGCUUCGCCCGUCACUGCCUCCCCUCCCUCCACCACCCCGUCCACUCCGUGCCCCGCCUUCCCACACGGCCCCGCUGCCUCAACCCCGCACUGCUCUCCUGCCUGUCCCCCACAGCCAACCUCAACGCCCCCACCCACUGUCGUAGUGCCACCCCGUGCUGUGAGUGCAAGCAGCACAGGCGGCACGGCGCAUGCACGGCAGGGCGUGGAUGCGCUCAGCUCAGCCCGCCUGAGGCAUCCACCCCCCGCCACCACAGCAGGCUGUGCAGCCCAUCACGAGCAGCACACCCUAACAGCUGCUGGGGUCCCUGCAGGGCAGACGAGCCAUGCUGCUGGUGUUGGCUCUGGAAGCAGUGGUAUCAGCAAUGUUCUUUCAGUAUCAGGUGCCGGCAGCAGCAGCAUGGAUCUUGGCCCACGCAAGCAGGCAGCUGCUCCUCCAGAUCUGAUUGAUUUCUCUCAGUG